CUUCUUUCAAAACCUUUAAUUUGUAAUAAAUAAUAGAAAGAUGUCAUUCGAACAAUCACCAUUUUUCGAAACUGAUGAUGGUCACAAAUUCGAGGCUGAUAGUGAUGAUGAACAAUUAUUAUCCAACUCUCACAAGUCCACCCAUUUUUCAUCAUCUGAAGAUCGAUUCAUAAAGGACCACGAUUUGAAGGUCAGUGCCUUGGAAGCUCUUCAUUUGGGUAACCAUCAGGGUCCUUCUAUGACUAGAAAAAGUUCUGAUCCAGUUGCCCCUUCCAGUCCUAAUGUUCUUAAACGUAGACAAUCAAUCAUUGACUUCCCACAUGGUCAAGUGGGUCCACAAAGUAAAAUUCAUUACCACCCUCUGCCAUCUUCUGCCGCACACAACAAUAACCACACACAAAGCACACUUGCCAGUGCUAAUGCGUUACCAGAAGAAUAUCCAUCCGACGAAUUGAUUGAAUUAUAUCAAAAUGUUAAGGAUUGUCUUGAAAUGAGACAUAAAUAUUUGAAAAUUUCUCUUCAAGAUAAUGAAUUGGAAAAUCCUAAAAAUUCUGACAAUUGGAACAUUUAUCCACCACCUCCAUUGCCUACUUACAAGUCAAAGAACAGAUUCAAUCAAUUACCGGUUGAUCAUGAAGAUGAAGUUGAAUUUGAAUUCUCUAAAUGUGAGAUCCCAGAGAAAACUGUCGAUUAUGUGAUUGAAACAAACUGUGAUGAUAUUUUCCAAGUUAUUGAUCCUUCAACUGGUAAGCCAUUGGUAGAUGUUCCAAGUAUGCAUGAUUACUACUCAGAUCUCAACAAAAUCACCAAGAUUUCUUCUGAUGGACCUUCCAAAUCCUUUGCUUUCAAGAGAUUACAAUAUUUGGAGACCAAAUGGAAUUUGUAUUAUUUACUUAAUGAGUUUGAAGAAUCCAAACAAUCUAAAAAGAAUCCUCAUCGUGAUUUCUACAACGUUCGUAAAGUGGAUACUCACAUUCAUCAUUCCGCAUGUAUGAAUCAAAAGCAUUUGUUACGGUUCAUCAAGUACAAGUUGAAAACUGAACCUAAUGAACAAGUAAUUUUCAGAGAUGGUAAGAUUUUGACUCUUUCUGAGGUCUUUAAGUCAUUGAAUCUUACUGGAUAUGAUUUAUCUAUUGAUACUUUGGAUAUGCAUGCUCAUACUGAUACAUUCCAUCGUUUUGAUAAAUUUAACUUGAAAUAUAAUCCAAUUGGAGAAUCAAGAUUGAGAGAAAUUUUCUUGAAAACUGAUAAUUUUAUCAAUGGUAAAUAUUUAGCAGAACUUACAAAGCAAGUUUUUGAAGAUUUAGAAAGUUCCAAAUAUCAAAUGGUAGAGUUACGUAUUUCUAUCUAUGGUAGAUCUAUUUCCGAAUGGGAUAAACUUGCUAGUUGGAUCGUUGAUAAUAAGCUUUUCAGCCAUAAUGUUCGUUGGUUAAUUCAAGUUCCAAGAUUAUAUGACUUAUACAAGGGUAAUGGUAAUGUAAACAGUUUCCAAGAUAUCUUAACCAACUUGUUCAAACCAUUAUUUGAAGUCUCUAUUGAUCCAUCUAGUCACCCUAAAUUACAUGUAUUCUUACAAAGAGUGGUUGGAUUUGACUCAGUUGAUGAUGAAUCUAAACCAGAGAAAUUGCUUACAUCUAGAAAAUUCCCAAGAGCAAGUGAAUGGGAAUUCCCUCAAAAUCCUCCAUAUUCAUACUAUUUGUACUACUUGUAUGCUAACAUCACCUCAUUGAAUAGUUUGAGACAAAAGAAGAAGAUGAAUACAUUUUUACUUAGACCACAUUGUGGUGAAGCUGGUGAUCCAGAACAUCUUAUUAGUGCCUUUUUAACAUCUCACUCAAUUUCCCACGGUAUCUUAUUACGUAAGAUCCCAUUCAUUCAAUAUUUGUUUUACUUGGAUCAAAUUGGAUUGGCAAUGUCUCCUUUAUCAAACAAUGCACUUUUCUUAACUUAUGAUAAGAAUCCAUUCUACAAUUUCUUCAAAAAGGGUAUGAAUGUUUCAUUAUCUACUGACGAUCCAUUACAAUUUUCUUACACGAAGGAACCUUUAAUUGAAGAAUACUCAGUGGCUGCUCAAAUUUAUAAAUUAUCUGGGGUUGAUAUGUGUGAAUUAGCUCGUAAUUCUGUCAACCAAUCCGGAUGGGAAGCAGCCAUCAAAAAGCAUUGGCUUGGAAAGAAGUUUAUGAUGCGUGGAAUUGUAGGUAAUGACAUGGAAAAGACCAAUGUUCCUGACAUUAGAGUCAUGUAUAGAGAGGAAACAUUACAAAGUGAAUUAGAAUUGAUUGAGUAUUACACUAGAAUGAAAAAGUGAAUAGAUAAGAAAAAUAAAAAAAAACAC
Molecule: messenger RNA, 2335 nt
Organism: [Candida] anglica
Lineage: Eukaryota; Fungi; Ascomycota; Pichiomycetes; Serinales; Debaryomycetaceae
Source: the annotation of a GenBank genome assembly